AGACGACCAAUCAUGGCGUUUCCCCGUAAUCCUGGCCACGAGCUCGAUCUCGGCUGGGUUGAAGCGAGUCGCGUCAACCACCCUGCUACGAAUCGACGUGCAAGUCAGCAUAAAGCUCGACGCUCGAUAAAGAAACAAUGGCAAGCAGCGUGGCUUCUCCGUGCGGUCACGUGCAUCGACUUGACGACUCUGAGCGGCGACGACACCCCAAGCAAUGUCACCAGACUCUGUCAUAAGGCCAAUACGCCCAUCCGGCAAGACCUCAUCGAGUCGCUUGGCGUCAAAGACAAGAAAAUUACAGUCGGAGCCAUCUGUGUGUACCCCGCUCGCGUUCCCGACGUCGUGCGCGCAUUGAGAGAAUUGAAUGCUGAUAUACCGAUUGCCUCUGUAGCCGCCGGAUUUCCAUCUGGUCAGAUGCCGAUGGAGCAACGUCUGGAGGAGAUAAAGCAAGCUAUUUCAUAUGGAGCCACAGAGAUUGAUAUAGUUAUCAACAGGACACACGUGUUGACGGGAAACUGGAGGGCUCUGUAUGAUGAAGUGAAGGCGUGCCGUGAAGCUUGUGGGCAUGCGCAUCUUAAGACCAUUCUGGGUACCGGUGAACUGGGAACGUUGACGAACGUGUAUAAAGCUAGCCUUGUGGCAAUGAUGGCCGGGUCAGAUAUAAUCAAGACGUCAACUGGAAAGGAGGCAGUCAAUGCUACGUUUCCUGUGGCUUUUGUGAUGGUGAGGGCUAUCAGAGACUACUAUGAGAGAACGGGAUACAAGAUUGGGUUCAAGCCUGCUGGUGGGAUUCGUAGUGCCAAAGACGCUUUGAGUUGGUUGGCUCUGAUGAAAGAGGAACUGGGCGAUGAAUGGACUAAACCAAAUCUAUUUCGAAUUGGUGCAAGCUCUCUGCUGGGUGAUAUUGAACGUCAGCUGUAUCAUCAUGUGACUGGUCGUUAUGCAGCGCAGCAUCAGCUUCCAAUGGCUUAGACAAUAGGAGAUCUGUGACAGUCUGGCUUCACUCUAUGUGCAUGUCUAUAUCUUGCUGUAUCUCCAAUGCUAAUGGGUUUUGUAAGGAUAAUAUGAACUGUUUAGGAGAACACAUCGUAAUUGAAUGCACAGACUAGAUUGUCAUAGUAACAUUUCAUGCAUAGCACAAUGUCUGGUAGGAAACAUUCCGUGUCUGGCAUGCAAUUAGUGGUUUAGAAUAUGCAAGAUUAAUUUUAGCCUCAUCUGCAGUUGA
This is a messenger RNA of Corticium candelabrum, 1225 nucleotides long. RefSeq names its product deoxyribose-phosphate aldolase-like. Bases 13 to 972 code for a protein of 319 amino acids. NCBI's taxonomy places the organism in Eukaryota, Metazoa, Porifera, Homoscleromorpha, Homosclerophorida, Plakinidae. Gene Ontology annotation, biological process: deoxyribonucleotide catabolic process; carbohydrate catabolic process. The record is from RefSeq and is a predicted model, not a curated record. Gene Ontology annotation, cellular component: cytoplasm. Gene Ontology annotation, molecular function: deoxyribose-phosphate aldolase activity. The transcript has 2 exons.